AUGACUUUUUUAUUACUCAAGGCUCAGUACACAUGUCUGCAUGAAAACCUAUUCCACUACCUGUGCGAAGAAAAUGGGGGAGCUGUGACACUACCAGCUGCUCGCGGAGAUGACGCAUGGAAAAUCUACUUCAAUGAAAAUCCAGAGGAAAUCGUAGAUGAAUUUGCUAUGAGAUAUGGCAUUGAAUCUAUCUAUCAAGCGAUGACGCAUUUCCACUGUCUGUCUACGAAGUACUUAUGCGCGGGAGUGCCGGCGGUUAUGUCAACACUGUUAGCUAACAUCAACGCAUACUACGCUCAUACAACUGCUUCAUCUGCUGUUUCAGCGUCUGAUAGAUUCGCCGCUUCAAACUUUGGGAAAGAAAAGUUCGUGAAACUCCUUGACCAACUACACAAUUCGCUACGGAUCGACCUUUCUAUGUACAGAAAUAAUUUUCCUGCUUCAAGUGCGGAAAAACUUAUGGAUCUCAAAUCAACUGUGGAUCUCUUGACCAGCAUUACAUUCUUUAGGAUGAAGGUACAAGAACUUAGCAGUCCACCGAGAGCAAGUACAGUCGUGAAGGACUGUGUGAAGGCGUGUUUGAGGUCAACCUAUCAAUUUCUUUUUGAAAAUUGCUACGAAUUAUUCAAUAGAGAAUUUCAAGUUGAUCCAAACGAAGCGAAAAGGGAUCCCUCCGAUCAUGGACCACAGUUGGACUCUGUAGACUUCUGGCACAAGCUCAUUGGACUUAUAAUAUCUGUGAUAGAAGAGGAUAGAAAUAGUUACGCGCCUGUCUUAAAUCAAUUUCCGCAAGAACUUAAUAUUGGUCAACUAUCAGCAGCUACAAUGUGGUCUCUAUUCGCUGUGGAUAUGAAGUAUGCUCUAGAAGAACAUGAACAGCAUCGGCUAUGCAAGUCUUCCGCCUACAUGAACUUACAUUUCAAAGUGAAAUGGCUCUACACAGAAUAUGUUAAAGAUGUUCCGCCAUAUUGUGGAGCUGUGCCAGAAUACCCUGCUUGGUUCGAGCCGUUUGUCAUGCAAUGGCUGAACGAGAAUGACGAUGUCUCUCUUGAGUAUUUGACUGGAGCAUUCAAUAGGGAUAAGAGAGAUGGGUUCCAAAAAUCAAGCGAGCACGCACUCUUCAGUAAUUCAGUCGUUGACGUCUUUACUCAACUCACGCAAUGCUUUGACGUGGUUUCCAAGCUAGAGUGUCCAGACCCUGAAAUAUGGAAGAGGUAUAUGAAGAGAUUUGCGAAAACCAUCGUAAAGGUGCUAGUCGCCUAUGCUGAUAUCGUGAAGAAAGAAUUCCCAGAACAUUUGAAAGAAGAGAGAGUGGCGUGUAUCCUAAUGAAUAACAUACAACAACUUCGUGUUCAACUGGAGAAAAUGUUCGAAGCAAUGGGUGGGAACAAGCUGGAACGAGAUGCAGCAGACAUCCUCAACGAUUUGCAACAAAGCUUGAAUAGUACACUGGAUGAACUGGCUUCUAUGUUUGCUAUCAGCCUUGAGAUGCGAAUAACGGCGAGUGUGAAAGAAUUGGGUGAAUUACUUCAGAAAGUCGGCGGAGGUGCGGCUCCUGGACAGCCGCAGCCGCCAGCUCAUCAUGAGGCUGAUGAAGUGCUUAGACCUCUUAUGGACAUUUUGGAUGGUUCACUGACGAUGUAUGCGGAAUCUUGUGAGAAGACUGUACUAAAACGCUUGCUAAAGGAGCUAUGGAAGAUCGUCAUGAAGAUUCUUGAGAAGACGGUCGUUCUUCCGCCCAUGACGGACAAAACGAUGAUGCUGAAGAAUUUGACGAACAACGCAAAGAACUUGGCAGCCAACGCAAAGAUCGAAGAUAUGACGCAGUUGUUCAAGAGUACAGUUGGCAAACAGGAUGUUAAACAUGCCUUGUCCGGCGUCAUGGAUAUAUCCAAAGAGCACUUGUCAGCUGAGAAAAGCUUAACACCAAAGCAGUGUGCGGUUCUGGAUGCGGCGUUGGAUACAAUAAAGCAAUACUUCCACGCUGGAGGGAAUGGUCUAAAGAAAACGUUCCUGGAGAAAAGUCCAGAAUUACAAUCGUUGAGAUAUGCUUUAAGUCUGUACACGCAAACUACAGAUACACUUAUCAGAACGUUCGUUACGAGUCAGCAAAAUCAAGAUGCCGCUGUGGCAGAAGAGGGUAGUGUGGGUGAAAUUUCCCUUCAAGUGGAUCUCUUCACGCAUCCAGCAACUGGUGAACAUAAGAUCACUGUUAAGGUUGUGGCGGCAAAUGACUUGAAGUGGGUGAUAGCAAGUGGCAUGUUCCGUCCGUUCAUAGAGGUCAAUCUGAUUGGUCCUCAUCUCGCCGAUAAGAAGCGAAAAUUCGCUACCAAAUCGAAAAGUAACAAUUGGAGUCCAAAAUUCAAUGAAACUUUUCACUUUAUGGUGAGCGCAACAGAACAAUUGGAGCUUUUUGAACUACAUGUAUGUGUACGGGAUUACUGCUUUGCGCGGGAGGAUAGAUUGGUCGGUGUGGCCGUCAUGCGUCUAGCUGAUAUUGAAGAACAGGGCUCAUGCGCGUGUUGGCUGCCUCUCGGCACCCGAGUCAAAAUGGAUGAGACCGGAUGGACGAUACUUAGAAUUCUCUCACAGAGACACAGCGACGAAGUUGCUCGCGAAUUCGUAAAGCUCAAAUCUGAAAUGCGAGCUGAAGCACCAACAGGAACUCCAGGGCCCACGUGA
Messenger RNA from Pieris macdunnoughi, 2682 nucleotides. The record is from the annotation of a GenBank genome assembly. NCBI's taxonomy places the organism in Eukaryota, Metazoa, Arthropoda, Insecta, Lepidoptera, Pieridae.